UAUAGCCUAACAGACAUUUACAGACGGACUUGUAAAUGAGCUCGUUAAAGAUAAUGAUUCAUUGAAAAAUCUGGUUAUGGAGAUUACGAUGGGUCUCUUGGCUACGGAAUGGUGUGAAUAAAGAUUUACAACUUCGACGUGGAUAUUUAACGUUAGAAUAUCAUAACGAACAUCAAUAUUUAAUAUCUUAAAUUGUCAAACUAUUAACAAAAAAGUAGGCUAUAAAAUAAAGAGCCACCUGGGGCAUUGUCACAAUUGUCAACGAAAGGCGCGUGUCAUCACAGGAAGAUUACGAAGUUACGUCUAAAACAAUUAUUGAAGGAAGCUGAUGUUUUCAACCCGUCUAAACAAAAUGCGCACCGGAUCCGAGGCAAGUUUUGGCUUCUUCAAAUGAAAUAACACAACUUUUCACCAACUGAUCAUGCAAAAGAAGAGGCUACUUCGGAUAUUACCCGUUUUCAUCUUAACAUUCUCUAUCAUCCUAUUCGUGGACUUUCAGCUAAGGACGCGAAAACGUCAUAAACUACAUUUUAUUCAUGAUAUGUCCGAAGGAAUCCCCCAGCACUGGAAUCAAGGGGGACCGCACUCUCCAGCGAAGGAGGCAUCAAUUCCGGCUAAGCCAGCUCACCGCACCGCUAUCUCUUUAAUAAACCUCACGUUGGUUGGCUUAAAAGCAGAGAUAGAGCGAAAGAGAUACAGAUCUUGGAUGAGUUUUGAACAGAGGGACCGGAUUGUUGUCACUCCAUCGCCACUGAAGCUAACGGACAUCUUCCUGGCAGUGAAGACCACCAGGAGGUUUCACAACACGCGCCUCUAUCUUCUCCUCGAGACCUGGAUCUCCAAGACCAAGGAGCACACCUUCAUCUUUACCGACUCAGAGGAUGAAGACGUCAGCUCCCGUGGUUACAACUUGAUCGUGACAGGCUGCCCGUCUGACCACAGUCACCAAGCCCUGUCUUGCAAGAUGGCUGCUGAAUACGACCACUUCAUUGCCUCUGACAAGAAGUGGCUGUGCCACGUGGACGACGAUAACUACGUGAACCCUGGAGCACUCCUCUCUCUGCUGUCUUCCUUCCCCCGGGACAGUGACGUUUAUGUGGGCAAGCCUAGCCUCGACCACCCCAUCAAGGCCAACGAGCUCCUGGAGGGCAACAAGACGAAAGAGGUCCAGUUCUGGUUCGCCACCGGAGGAGCUGGUUUCUGUAUCAGCCGCAGACUUGCUGACAAGAUGGCUCCAUGGGCCAGUGGUCCGAGGUUUGAGCAGACAUCAGCGGUGAUCCGUUUGCCCGACGACUGCACCGUCGGUUUCAUCGUGGAGAGGCGGCUGGGCGUGUCCAUGGUCCACAGUUCAAUGUUCCACUCGCACCUGGAGAACCUGCUCCUGUUGCCUCCCAGGAACAUCCCUCUACAGGUAACACUUAGCUACGGCUUGUUUGAGAACAAGAUGAACAGCGUUGCGCUGAAGGGGAUCUUCUCCAAGGAGGAUGAUCCGUCCAGGUUUAAGACGGUCCACUGUAUACUUUACCCAUUAACCAGCUGGUGUCCCUAAACUCACCCACGGACUCCAACUCCCAGAAGCACCUGGGCCGGAAGAGUGUCAAUCACUGUGUACAGAACUGUGACGGUUAAAACAGUGAUUUAAACAAUUUUGUUGCAUUGUGGAAGAUAAGCACUCUGGUUUUAUGCAGCCUCACUGGACUGUUUGUUAUUACUCAAAGUCAUUUAUUUUUCAAGUGCACCAAAAUAGAAAUCUUAAAUAUUAUAGUGUUGUAGUGCCUAUAAAUGGAUACAUUAAGUAUGCUAAUGUAUAUUGAAGGUACAUAGAAAAUGACCAGAGCAUAUGAAGUGUUCAUGUGAUCAAUAGGCUGGUUGAGGAGUCUUAUGGCCUGUGAGUAAAAACUGUUUGUGAGUCUGGAAGUGCGUGCCCCGAUGCUCCAGUAGCGUCUACCAGAUGGCAGCAGUGUGAACAGACCAUAGCCUGGGUGGCUGUAGCCUUUUAUGAUGUUUUAUGAUGUUUAUGAUAUUGGCAGACGGUUUUGCUGGAACAAGGGUCGUUUUACCAGUGCUGAGGAGUGCUUAUGAAGGCUUUAAAUCAGAUUGUUUCAUGCCGCCACCAACGAAAUUAAAAUUCCACUACAGUGUCUUACUGUGUCUUAUGUGCUACCACCUGGCUCCAGAGCACUUGUUAUCAAGAGUGCACUUUAAUAUAAUUUAUUUUGAAGGUGUGUAUAUUUGUUUAACAAAUACCAAAAUAUAAAUGGAUUUAUUUUUGA
Messenger RNA from Esox lucius (northern pike), 2273 nucleotides. It is a transcript of the gene mfng, whose product is annotated as MFNG O-fucosylpeptide 3-beta-N-acetylglucosaminyltransferase. The record is from RefSeq and is a predicted model, not a curated record. The transcript has 8 exons. Bases 422 to 1549 code for a protein of 375 amino acids. Gene Ontology annotation, molecular function: O-fucosylpeptide 3-beta-N-acetylglucosaminyltransferase activity. Lineage: Eukaryota; Metazoa; Chordata; Actinopteri; Esociformes; Esocidae. Gene Ontology annotation, cellular component: membrane. Gene Ontology annotation, biological process: regulation of Notch signaling pathway.